AUGGCUUUGUGGAAGGUAUUUUAGAAAGCAGGACAAAGAUCCUCUAUGCCUGCUGCAUUCAAAGAGGGAUUAUUCGAAAAACCAGGAGAGUUUUAAUACAAAGUGAAAAACAUUGCAAUAAGCUAUGAAACAGCUUCUUGGAUGCUGAGAGAAGGUAUUGUAGAAAACAAUCCAAACAAAUGGGGCUAUGUUUUGAGUAAAUCACACAGAGAUUUUAAUGAUUAUUGGACGAGAACUAUGUUUACUAGGUGUGGCUUGUUUUUAACCGCGUGUUGGCUAUUUAGUUGUUUAUACACAAAACCAAGAUUUGAUUGGCAAGAUUAUCAUGAUCCUAAAUUCGAAUAGAAAACAUAUGGUGAUUUAGAAGAAGGAGGUGAUGAAGGAGGAGAUGAUGAUUGAAAGAAUCAAGAUAUAAAAAUAAAUAUAAAAAUAUAAUUAACUUAAA
Paramecium tetraurelia is the source of this 445-nucleotide messenger RNA. RefSeq lists its product as uncharacterized. The transcript has 2 exons. NCBI's taxonomy places the organism in Eukaryota, Ciliophora, Oligohymenophorea, Peniculida, Parameciidae. The record is from RefSeq and is a predicted model, not a curated record.